Oncorhynchus kisutch (coho salmon) is the source of this 4830-nucleotide messenger RNA. Its product is annotated as insulin receptor substrate 1-B-like. Lineage: Eukaryota; Metazoa; Chordata; Actinopteri; Salmoniformes; Salmonidae. The coding region runs from base 340 to 4008 and encodes 1222 amino acids. The record is from RefSeq and is a predicted model, not a curated record. Gene Ontology annotation, biological process: insulin receptor signaling pathway. Gene Ontology annotation, molecular function: phosphatidylinositol 3-kinase binding; insulin receptor binding. Gene Ontology annotation, cellular component: cytosol; plasma membrane. The transcript has 3 exons.
AAUGCAGAGUAGUAGUAGGCCAGGCUACAGUAAACAGACGGAGUAGGAGUGGGCAUAAUACUCCAUCCAGCAAGCAGCAUAGGCUGGCUAUAAGGACCAGUGCAGGCGUCACUCGCCGCAUGUGCCAGUCUGUGUGUGCUCGCAGACGUGGGAAAAGGUUGAUUUAUAGAAAUUACACAUGUUCAAAUGAGCUCGCUUUUUCUGAACGCACGCGCGUUGGAUGCUUCACUAUAUGGAAACGAUGAGAAGGAAAAUAGUAAUGUGGCUAUAAUAAAUGAAUAACCUGCUCGUUUUAGUGGGGGUGAUUUUAAGCAAGCAAAACAAGAGACCUGCCUAGUAAUGGAGAACGAGGCUGCGGAGCUGCUACAGCAGCAGCAGAGCUACGAGGACGUUCGGAAAAGCGGGUAUCUCCGCAAGCAGAAAUCUAUGCACCGGCGAUUCUUCGUUUUGAGAGAAGCCACGGAACAGGGCCCUGCCCGUCUAGAAUAUUAUGAGAAUGAGAAGAAAUUCCAAAGCAAGUCACCUGUCCCGAAAAAAGCGCUGGAUCUGGAGACUUGCUUCAACAUCAACAAGCGGGCGGAUUCCAAGAACAAGCACAUGAUAGUGAUGUAUACCCGCGGGGAGAGCUUUGCCAUUGCAGCAGACAGUGAGGAGGUCCAGAAUGAAUGGUACCAGGCCAUGCUGGACCUUCAGUGGAAAUGUAAAAGCCCAGAGAAUUGUGGCAGUGGUGGGGAGUGUGGACUCCCCUCUCCUCCAGGCCCAGCUUUUAAGGAGGUGUGGCAGGUCAAGGUGUGGCCUAAAGGGCUUGGCCAGGCCAGAAACCUAGUGGGCAUCUACCGGCUGUGCCUGACCGACAAGACGGUUAACUUCGUCAAGCUCAACUCUGACAUGGCCACCGUGGUCCUACAGCUGAUGAAUGUGCGUCGCUGCGGCCACUCUGAGAACUUCUUCUUCAUCGAAGUGGGCCGCUCGGCCAUGACGGGGCCUGGGGAGUUCUGGAUGCAGGUGGAGGACUCGGUGGUGGCCCAGAACAUGCAUGAGACCCUGCUGGAGGCCAUGAAGGCUCUGAGCGAGGAGUUCCGCCAGCGCAGUAAGUCCCAGUCUGUGGGAGCUACAGCUGGAGGUGGCACCGCCUCCAACCCCAUCAGUGUCCCCACCCGCCGCCACCACCCCAACCUACCCCCCAGCCAGGUGGGCUUCAGCAGACGAUCCCGGACCGAGACCCCUGGAGCAGGUGGGGCCAGCUGCACCAGCACUUCACCCACACCACGCAACGGAUUCCCCAGGGCGCGUACAGCCAGCAUCGGGGGAAGGAUGGAGGAGGGCGGAGGUGGACCCAGGGGGGCAUGGGCAAGUUCCAGUCCCAGCCUGAAUGGAUCCUGUUCCACUACACCCACCCUGAGACCCAAGCCCACCAGAGCUCCAACCCCAGCUAAGAUCACUCUCAGCCUGGCCCGCUACACCCCCAACCCAGCCCCCUCCCCAGCCCCAAGCCUCUCCUCCAGCUCUGGUCAUGGCUCAGAGUGUGGACUAGUUGGAGGGGCAAUGGGAAAUGUAGCCAUUUGCUCUUACACCCGUGUCCCUCAAAGAGUCUCUGUGUCGGGCUCCCCUAGUGACUAUGGCUCCUCAGACGAGUAUGGCUCCAGCCCUGGAGAGCACUCCCUGCUUGUCCCCAGUCUGCCAGGAGGGUCCCAUGGGGGGAUGGGACACCAUGCUCAUGGAGAGAGCUCUUCCAGCUACAUAGUGAUGGGCCAGAGAGAGAGCCUCCCUGGGUCCCAUCAGCGUCCUCAGGGCCGCAGGAUGCUGCGGCGCUCCUCCAGCAGGGAGUGUGAGGCAGAGCGCAGACUCCUCAGCAAGAGGGCCUCCCUGCCCCUGGCUGCGCACGAACGCCUGGCCCCUCGUAGGAAGGAGGAAGAGGAUGAGGACGAAGAGUACACUGUCAUGUCGCAGAGUAUUAGCAGGGAUGCCUUUGUGUCACAACGUGGAUCAGGGGGCUCGGCAGCAGGGGGCUCGGCAGUGGCAGUCGUGGUUGGGGAGACCCGGGUGAGGGCUGAUGGGGUCCGAGGAGAGGUGGGAGGAGGAGGGGCACCAGUGGACAGUGGCUACAUGGCCAUGUUACCCGGAGUGACAGCUUUUCCUGUUUCCCUCUCUCUAUCUGUGGCCGUGUCUGACGUCUGUGCCAAACCUGGGGCUGAUGAUGAGUACAUGGCCAUGACUCCCAACAAUAGUGUGUCUCCCCCCCAGCACAUCUGCCUGCCUGUCUCAGAGGGCUACAUGGUCAUGUCCCCCAAUAGCAGCUGCUCCCCAGACUUGCAUGGAAUGGCCAUGUGGGGGAGCAGGGGCAGCAUGGAGAGCCGAGCUGGCAGUGACUACAUGAACAUGUCUCCUAUCAGCAUCCGCUCAGCUUGCAGCACACCCCCCUCCCAACCUGAACAGAACCAGUUACAACCCAAGAUGGUCUACUCCUACUUCUCUCUGCCACGAUCCUACAAACACACACUCUCUACACGCUUCGAAGAUGACUUAGAUCAAGGGAAAAGAAAGGAGGGGGGUCAUCACGACCAUGACGGUCCUGGAAAUCGGGGUGGACAAGUGGGCUGCAGCAAGAGGGACACAGCCACAGUUGGCCCUGCAGGAGGCUGUCAACUCUCCCUCUCCUCUUCCUCCUUCUCUUCCAGCUCAGCUAGCAGUGAGAGCCUGGAUGAUAGGCCCAAAUCAGUGGCAACAGGGGGAGGGCUACGACUAACAAGAACAGGGACAGGGUUCAGGAAUGGCGGGUUCAGGAAUGGGGGAGCACGCUUAAAGGACGGAUCCUACCAGCAAAAACGUGCAUCGCAUGGCCCAGGGGGACAGCAGAUGAAGCCUCGUCCCCUCAGUGUUUCGGUGGACAUGUCUAAAGCUAACACUUUGCCAAGGGUUAAGGAGAAUCUCCUUCCCACAGUGCCUCAGAGCCCUGGGGAUUAUGUCAGCAUAGUGUUCAGGGGUGGUGACAUGGGGUGCAGGAGAAGAGACCAGUGGGGGCCAGAGCAUGGACUGUCAGUGACCCAUGGAACCCAGAGGCCCCUGGACCGUCCAGCCCUCUGCCACAGUGGCUCCACCAACCUCCCCCGCAGCUUCUCUGUACCUCUGGCCACCUCCGCUGCCUCUGCUGAGUACGUCAACAUGGACUUGGGGAUGGGGAACUCCCCUUGCCCAUGCCCCCAGAGCCCUGUUAAAUCACCUUUCAGCCUGCCCCCAGCCAUCGCCCCGAAGCCCAGAGUUUUGGCCCGUAGUAGGCCCUCUCCUAGGGCAGCAGAGGGCAAUGUAGGUGGGCAUAGGGCGGCAGUGCCAACAGACUUACCCACAUCAUAUACAGACUACACAGAGAUGGCCUUCAGCAUGGGUUCAGGGCCUAACCCUGCAGCGCCUGCCAUGCACGCUGCCCAAAGAUCAUCAAUGGAGCAGGAAACAGGCUUGGUCUUUCCCUCAGAAAAGUCCUAUUCAUCUCCUGCCCAGAAGCAAAGCAGCAGGCUGGCCAGAGACAGGGUUGACAGGGGCGACCAACUGGGACGGAGACGCCACCGCUCUGAGACCUUCAUCAUGACUCCUCCCUCUCUCCCCUUCCACCUAUCCUCCUCAGGCUCCUUGUUCUUGGAGAUUGCCCAGGCAGCAUCGUCUCAUUGGCACGGAGGGCUGGAGGGGGGUUCACCGUGGGAGAAUGCACAGACAGCUAUGUCUCAAUGUGCCAUUCCUGCUGCACCCGCAGCCCAGGCUUCAUCCUCUGGGUCUGCUGAACAAGGCCUUAACUAUAUUGAUCUGGACCUGGCCAUUAAGGACAGCUCUCAGACUGGACUGGAGGGGGGAGCCACCGUCCCCCACAAUGUCUUCACAUCCAUCCACAGUGGGGUAGUUGGGGGAGGCAUGACUGGUUUGGGGAACAACCCUGGCUAUGCCAGUAUUGAUUUCUGCAAAUCAGAGGAGUUGAGAGCACAUCAUCAGAGCAGCAGGAAAGAUGUAAAAGAAUGUUAAUGAUACAUCUUCAUGUGGACAUUACUCCUGGGAUUGAGCAGCACUGUCCAACACUCCUCAUUCUAACCAUGGUGGGGUUGGUGGGCAACAGGAUGUUUCUCACUGGAAGAGGAGUAACAGAGGUGAAGAUAUACCCAUCAAAUCAUCAUUACGGUAACUAUUUGUCAUCCUAUCCAGUUGUUGCUAUCCAAUACUAAUGUGUGCCAAAAAACUGCUGGUUAUAACCAACACGACAUGGUUAUUUGAGGUAGAAAAAUCUAGCCAAUCAAGAGUGAUUACAGCAACUCCAACCAACAACAAGGAUCUAAUGAUAUUUUGUUUAUUUUUCCUAAACAUAAACUUCAUGGAAAUUGUUAUAAAAAUGUGAAAUAGUAUAAAGGUGCAUUCAGAAAACAAUAUAGUAUACAUAUGUUGAUGAAAGCUACAAAAAUAUAGAAAUAUAUAUAUUAUACUUUUUAAAAAGUGCCUAAUUUUUGAGUGUAGCCAUUUUUACACAGGGAAUGUUGAACAGGUCUGUUAGAAGGGAAAAUAUGUUGGUCUUGAAUAUAAUUUUGUUAAGAAUAUUGUGAAUACUGUAUGUUGAAAAUGUAAUAUAAAGUUAUAUAGUAAGAAUAAUCAAACUGCCUUACCGUGUUUGUGAAAGUACUUAAAGAAUAGCCUCUUUUUACUUUAUGCUGUGCCUCAUGCUUCAGUCACAACGAAGGCUCUCGUUCCCUCACUUUCCUGCCUGAACCCUACCAGCUGGAUCUCAGCCAACAACCAAUGCUGCAUAAAGACACACACACACACACACACACACACACACACACACACACACACACA